GACCGUUGGUGACGUAGGACUUUUUUUCCUUUUUUUUCACUCCACCCUCUCUGCCGCCAUUUUGGGAGUCAAAACAGCCAACAAACAGCAGUGCACACUUUCACGCUUCUCCGUGUUUUUCUUUACUAUGGUUCACACAUGUGUGGUGGCCGGCUGUAGGAACAGAAGGACACCGGGCACCACCUUAUCAUUCUACCGCUUCCCCCGGGACCCCGAGCGGAAGCAGCGCUGGAUAGCUGCUGUGAACAGAGAGGGAUGGGUGCCCAACGAUGGCAGUCGGCUGUGUAGUACACACUUCAUCUCAGGUAAACAGGUGAAGAAUCCACGUUCGCCAGAUUAUGUUCCUUCUGUCUUCACAAUAGCUCCUUUAUCUCCAGAAAUGAAGGAGCCAGGUGCCUUCGAGAUCCUGGACAAGCAGGAGGCGCGUGUGGAGGCUGCCAAUGCCUUGUUGUUCCUGCAAGGCCAGGGUACGCCUGUGGUAGCAGAGCAGAGCCAGGAGGAGCAUCCUGAAGAGCCGCAGGCCAUCGUGGAUGAAAGUACAUCUUCUUCCAUCAGCUCAGACGAGGAAGAGGAGGACGAUGACAAAUCUGUGAGUGACAGCAAGAAAGGGAAAUAUGCUCAGUCACCUGAUGCCCCAGUUAAUUAUGAUGACAUGUUAAAAGCCCUAAAGAAGGAAAACCAGUCACUCAGGGAGUCUGUGGAGAAAAUGUCCCUGUCUGAGAACUCGUUGAGAAACGAUGCAGAGAAAGUCAAGUUUUACACUGGUUUACCCAACUACUUUGUCUUAGAGACAGUCAUGUGGCUGCUGGCACCUCACAUGGAUGGGAUGAAAAAUGUGAAGCUUUCCAAGUUCCAGCAGCUGCUGCUAACACUCAUGCGGCUCCGUUUGGACCUCCGCAAUCAAGACCUGGCCUACCGCUUUGGUGUGAAAGUUGGCACUGUAAUCAGAACAGUGCACCGGAUGGUCAACAUCAUGUCGUCUACUCUGGUACCCACGGCUGUCUUCUGGCCUUCCAGAGCUGAGCUCAGGAAAAACCUGCCUGCAGCUUUGCGUACUUCAUACCCCGACUGUGCUGUCAUCAUAGACUGUUUCACGGUACCUUUCGAGGAGCUGGUUUCCCGGGGCAACCAGCAACAGCAACAGCAGGAAGUGGCGACGAGUUAUAACGCGUUAAAAUAUCUGAUCGGUGUAGCGCCGCAAGGCGUUGUCACGUUCGUCUCCAGGGGUGUGCUGGGAAACGUCAGUGACAAAAGCCUGGCUGAGGGAUGUGGAUUUCUGUGCAAGCUUCUCCCAGGGGACGUCGUACUGGCUAAUCGGGAUCUGGACAUCGGCGAGUCUGUGGCCGCCCGUCAAGCACAGUUUAAAAUUGCCAGGGGCUCAUUGCUGGAUGAGGCUCCCUCUGAAGCACUGAGUGUGCAGAAGCAUGUGGAGAGGGUGAUCUCUAUGGUAAAGCAACGUUACGCCAUGCUCGCAGGCCCCGUCGAGAGCCCUUUCACCGCAUUCUGCGAGCGCACGUCAAACCUCUCAACAUUUGAUAAGAUUGUGCAAGUAGCCUGUGCCUUAAACAACCUGUGCAUCUCUGCGGCGCCACUUGAGUGAUACAUAUAGAUUCAUGCCUAGUGCUCCUUAAUACUAGUCAUGCAUUUGAUUUCCCCUUUUCUUCUAUGGACCUUAUUCCACAUUCUCCCACUAGGUCCAUAUGUGAACAAUAAUAAACUGAUUUAUAUGUAUUCACCAGUUAGUUUACGUUAGACUUGGAAAUGGAAGCCCUCCUCCCCAGAAGUGAUGUCAUUCAUUUAUGCAAGUCACCUGACAAAGACUGGCGACUUGCAAAGGACACCUUUAAACUAUACCUUUAAAUGACUCCUCAUUAGUCAUUUGUAAAUACUAAGGACUAGAAGCUGCAGCUUAGGAGGUGCAGGCCGUAUUUCCUGUACGUCAGCCAUGUAAAGGUCUGCAAAUUUUAUCAUCUCUAACAGGAGCAUAGUUCGCUGGACUGAUCCUUCUGCAGUAAAUGAGCUGUUUUGUUGCAUAUCUCAGUACACACAACAGAUAUUGAUGUGCAUGCUUAAGAAUGCAGCUCAUAGAUAAGAGUUUCUCCGGGCUUCAUGUGGGGAUAGAGGCCAGCUUAAUGAGGGGUUUGAUUUAUUACUCAGAAUAACUGUUUUGGCAUUUUCAAGUGUUUUUUCCCUGCAGCAUAUAACAACAGAACACAUAUGUGCCACCACACGUCUGGUGUUAAUUAUGUUAUUUCUGUCUUAGAAACAUGGCUCAACUCUGGGGGUUUUGAUAAUCUUUUCCUAGUUGACUGCACAAGUUGGAAUGACAAUACACACAACAAUACAAAAUUGAUGCUCACUCAAAAAUACUAACCCUGCACGUAAAGGGGGUUUAUUACAAGUGAGGAUCAAGGUCUGAGCGGUUCCAGCAGGGGUUUAAUGAUUAGCAAUGAUGUCAGUAUUUACCACACUACGCUGCUGUUUAACUUGAGUAAGGGUAAUGUUUUAAUAUUUUGAACAGGUUUAAUGAAGAACUUGGGGUUUUUUAAAAGAGGAGAAAGAAGAGCAGGACAAACUCAUGCAAACGCUGGUGUGUUUAUAUUCAAAUGAUAGUUUUUUUACACUCUGCAAUACUGUAGUUUUAUUGAAUCAAAGUAUCUGUUCAAAAGAUGCUUUAUUACAACAGGACAGCAGCCAGUCAGACUCUUGAGGUCUAAUUAAAACUUAGCUUAGUUGAGCAUGUCCACCUCAGCUUUGGGGAAUGUACCUUUAAUUAGUGUCUGGUUAGUUCUCAACAGCGUUCUUAAAAGCAUUCUGAUGUCAUUGGGUGUUAGUGAUUUGAAGCAUGAGAACACCAGAAGGAUUACAAGCUAUCAAAAUGCAUAUUUGAUGCAUGAAUUUCUUAGAUAAAGGUGAGACCUGAUUUCUGCAUAUAGUGAUCAUUGUGUAUUUUGAGGGAAAACUCUCUGACUCCACUGCAUAAAUCAUGCUUUCGCUUAUUGAAGUGUAUCUUCUGUUCUGCACAUUGCUGGUGCCUUCAUUUGUAAAUCUGGUACUGCUCUUACAAAUUAGUUUUCUACAGAUGUUUUUACAGAUGUUUCUGGUUCAAUUACUGAGUUAAUUGUGCAUAAAUAGCUCACACAUAUGUGCUGACUUUCAUUAUUAACUAAGAAAUGUUCCCAUCUAUUUGUAUUUGAUUAUAUCUUUCUAAUGUUUAAAAGUAUGAACUUCAAAUGAUGUCAUACAAUUAGUAAUUAUGCAUAGAUUAUCAUUUAGCUUUUACGUGGAGGUUUUUGGGGAUUACACACCAACAUUUGUCCCCGUGCUCUGGCUUCAGGCCCAAAAUUAAUUGGGGAGGCCUUUUAUGGCAGGAAGCUAUAACGGAGAUUAAACUGGCUCAGUUCUGGUGCCGAGCUCUUAAAGCUUUGCGUUAACAAGAAGCUUCGGAUGCAGCUGGGGAUGCUCUGGGUGCCCAAAGUGGAAUGUGCCUUUUAUUCUCUAGCCUCUGGGCGUUCCUUCCUUUACUGGUUGGCUCAUCCCCAGACAAGCUCCUGAUGCUCUUCAAACUGAUUUUCCCUUUACCUGUAAUGUUAGGUUGUGGAGUUUAUGACUAACUAACUAUGUCUUAGUCAAAAGAAACCAAAAACUUGAUCAGUAAUACAAACACGUAAAAGUUUAGUUCACUCAAGUUUACCUUUGGUUUACUUUAAUUUCUUGUAAUUCACAUGCUUCCUUUCCGAACCCACUCAGACUAGUAAACUGGAUUGUCUGUUAACUAAAAGCUUCUAGUCUGGUAAUAAUUUAACAGAUGCUGACUCUUUUAAUAGUUUUUUUUGGGAUGUACUUAUGAUAUUUAUUACUGCUGCUCAAAGCAUCAUUCUUAGUGUUGGUAUUAGCAAACCCUUUUGUAGAUGCUUGGAUAUUUUUGAUGUUAUAAUAGAAAAAAAAAUUCCAUUUGAGCUUUUAUACAAAAGUGAUGUAACUACUGCUUAAUACUUCCACAGAGCAGCCAGUGCUUGGUUUUCUCUUCAUGAGCUCAUUCUUAGGAGCAGUGAAACAGAAUCUGAGACAAACUGGUUCAUUUUGGUCUUUGUUAUAUUUAUUUCUAAAAUGUUGAUGUCACAUUGUUUUGGGUGCAUGUGCUUCCAUUAUGUGUAACCGCAAGUUAGAUUUAUUUCUAUGUUUCUUCAUUAUUGCAUACGGAACUGAACCAUUAAAGUUUAGGAAAUGCACCUGA
Betta splendens (Siamese fighting fish) is the source of this 4237-nucleotide messenger RNA. RefSeq lists its product as uncharacterized. The transcript has 2 exons. Bases 128 to 1600 code for a protein of 490 amino acids. The record is from RefSeq and is a predicted model, not a curated record. NCBI's taxonomy places the organism in Eukaryota, Metazoa, Chordata, Actinopteri, Anabantiformes, Osphronemidae.